Camellia sinensis is the source of this 525-nucleotide messenger RNA. NCBI's taxonomy places the organism in Eukaryota, Viridiplantae, Streptophyta, Magnoliopsida, Ericales, Theaceae. The record is from RefSeq and is a predicted model, not a curated record.
AUGCCGUCCGUGAUAGAGCUUCAGGACGCUGGUAUCAAGUUCGAGGCUGUAGAGGAUGAUGAUGAUCAGCUCAACCUCAACAUGUUUGAUAUCCGCUUCGAACAUGGUCAUUUUAAAAUACCAAAGUUGGACGUUGAUGAUUCGACAGAAACAUUCUUCCGUAACAUCAUUGCCUAUGAGCAACAUUCCUCGCGUUACGAACCAAAAUAUUUCACUGAUUAUACAUACUUCAUGGAUCUACUAAUCAACUCCAAAGAAGAUGUGAAACAACUUCGUCGCCAUGAUGUUCUUGACAACUGGCUUGGUGAUGACGAAGAGGUGGCACUUAUGUUCAACAAACUCGGUCACGGAAGAAUAAUUACGCAUCAGUUCUACUAUGCUAAAAUGUGCGGCGUAGUGAAUGCUCAUUGCAAGAGAUGGUGGAACAGAAGAAAAGCUUCAUUGAAGCGUGAUUACUUCAAAAAUAUAUGGGUUACUGUUGCCACUAUGGCAGCUGCUUUUCUCCUCCUCCUCACUAUCACAUAG